AUGAAUAACUACAACUUGUCAUUUUCGGAUAGUUGGUCUGUUGAAAAUGAUGUUUCUAGUGGUGAGGGCGUCUCCCACAAUUUUUGUGAUUAUACAUCCGAAUUCACAACUGACGAGAUUUUUCAAAGUAGAGACGACAUGGUAGCUUGGGUGCGGAGAGUCGGUAUGGAAAAUGGUAUUGUCGUUGUCAUUAAGAAAUCUGCUAGUUUAAUUAGUGGCAAACUGCCAAAGUGCAUUCUUAGUUGUGAAAGAAGUGGAAAGUAUAGACCGGCAAGGAAUGCUAUUGAAAGGCAAUCCUCGCAAAAGAAUAAUGGGACAAAAAAAUGUGAGUGCCCAUUUGAGCUGCGAAGUAUAUCAAUACCUCUAGCGGGUGUCAUGUGGGGUGUAAGGAUUGAAUGUGGUUUCCAUAACCAUAAAACAACAGAAUAUUUUGAUGGGCAUGAGUACCCGUCAAGGUUAACACCAGAGGAGAAAGAAAUUGUGCGCGACAUGGCGAACAACACCGCGCCUCGUGAAAUUCUUAGUGUUUUAAAGAAAAAAAAACCCGUUAAACGCUACAAAAACAGGACGGAGAUAAUAUCAGUUUUACCUCUAAAUUAUAAAGGCCAUGACAAUUUGUAUCCAAAACUUGAGAUUGUUCUUGAUGAUUCGGACAGUGAGUCGGACAACGAACUGGAAAUGCUAGGCCUUGCUCCGCAAGAGGAGGAAUUUAACGCGGACGCAAGGAGACUAAGUCGCGGUUCUGUUCAAGGUCACACUCGCGACUGA
Rhododendron vialii is the source of this 768-nucleotide messenger RNA. RefSeq lists its product as uncharacterized. The record is from RefSeq and is a predicted model, not a curated record. Lineage: Eukaryota; Viridiplantae; Streptophyta; Magnoliopsida; Ericales; Ericaceae. Gene Ontology annotation, molecular function: DNA-binding transcription factor activity, RNA polymerase II-specific. Bases 1 to 768 code for a protein of 255 amino acids. The transcript has 4 exons.